Molecule: messenger RNA, 153 nt
Organism: Sclerotinia sclerotiorum 1980 UF-70
Lineage: Eukaryota; Fungi; Ascomycota; Leotiomycetes; Helotiales; Sclerotiniaceae
Exons: 1
Coding region: 1-153 (50 amino acids)
Source: RefSeq, a predicted model, not a curated record
AUGACCAAGCCUAAUGCACUUCCCGAAGACUUCACUGCAACUUUUCCACGUCUGCUCGGCAUCUCUUGGAAGAGACUUCAACCAGAAUAUGAUGUUUUGACCCAGCCAUCGGCUGUAGGAGGAUCCGUCGGCAACCCAGAACUUAUCAUUUGA